Molecule: messenger RNA, 1079 nt
Organism: Pygocentrus nattereri (red-bellied piranha)
Lineage: Eukaryota; Metazoa; Chordata; Actinopteri; Characiformes; Serrasalmidae
Product: SLAM family member 9-like
Exons: 4
Coding region: 12-764 (250 amino acids)
Source: RefSeq, a predicted model, not a curated record
GAAUCUUUGCAAUGGUGAUGAUACUGCAGUUGAUCCUCGUUCUCUCUACUCUGAUUUCAGUCACAGUGCCCAGUGAAGUGCUGGGAUUGGUUGGAAAUUCUGUUCAAAUGGACAUACAGCAUCCUAUACCAGAGUUUAAAAUGUUUUUAUGGGUUUUUAACAAGAAUAAAAAUAUUCUAAAUUACAAUUCUAAAACUAAAACAACCAAACGUUACUCUGCUUAUGAAGGCAGAGUGGAGCUCAAUGAGAAAAACUACAGUCUGAAACUGAAGAACUUACAGAAGACUGAUAGUGGACUGUAUGAAGCAAAAGCAUUUGGUGAUGUGGACAGAGUUGUUGCUGAGUACAGACUCUCUGUGUUGGAUCCAGUGGAGGCUCCAGUCCUGACUCUCCAGCUGAGCAGAGACACCUGCAACAUCACUCUCACCUGUAGAGGUCAUGACCUCUCUAUCAAAUCCAGCUGUUAUAAAGAAAUGUGUGAGGAGAAGGAAGUGACAUCACCUGGAGGCAUCACCCUUUCCCUGUCCGUCAAUGGCAGCUCCAUCAUCUGUAACCAUAGCAACACAGUCAGCUGGAAGACAGACGUGUUGGAGAGGAGAAAGCUUAAACAACUCUGUGCUGAUGAAGGUGAAGGUUCAGUGUCUCCCUCUGCUGGUGUAUCUGUGUGUUUGCUGAAGAUUGUGCUGUAUUCCAUCAGUCUGACCCUCAUGCUGUCUGCUGUCAUCACUGUCCACGUCAGAGGAAGACUGAUCAAAUCCUCUUAAAAGACAUGGAUGGAAUUACCCUGUUUAUUAUAUCUGUUAUAGUUGCAUAAUACUCCAUUCUGUAAUCUCUAAUUAUAAUCUACUCUACUGUACAGCUGAACCUAAACAGGCUCUCAUCACUUUCAAAAAACAGUAAGCUGUAUCUCCAAAGUUUAGCAUCACUGUUGUAGCUUCUCAGAAAUCAGUUAAUAGAAUGUACUAGAACAUUGUAUGUUUUUGUAAAUUUGUUAUUAGAUGUAUUUAAAUGCAUUUGUAAUUACUGUUUAUGCAUAUGUUCACAAAUAUUGCUAAAGAUAAACCUGCUCUUUUCGUGAA